CGCGUUAUCAUUCUCGGCGCGUCCGACAGUGGAAAGGCGAACAUUGCCAAACAAUUCUCUGAACAACGUUUCAGCGAGGAAUGGGAACCGCACUUCCUCGACCAUUUCACAAAGCACAUCAACGUGGACGAUUGCCCGGUGUCUCUCAACAUUGCGCCUCUCAUUCCCAUCGAGGAGAAUUCAUUCAUGAUCAACGAAUCCAUCCGCACCGCCGACGGUGCCAUCCUCGUCUUCAGCAUCACCUGCUCCAAGUCAUUCACGGAAGCUAUCCGUUGGCGCGAGCGCGUGUCUCAGAUGCGAAACGAAAUGUCCGACAACUUUCCUAUGGUGCUGGUAGGGAACAAGUCGGACUUGGAAGACGACCGGGAGGUGGAAGCACACAAAGCUACGAAACUCGCACGGCAUUGGAACGACAUGCCUUAUUACGAGACCAGCGCGAAGGUCAACCUCAACCUGGACGAAGCCUUCCACGAUCUGGGCAAGCAGAUGCUGAAACGCGAAAUGGACAUGGAGGCGGAAAAUGCAGGCAUCCUGCCGAGUCUGGCGAGGAAGAUGCCCGGACGAUUCCCGUUGAGGAAGAAGUCGAAU
Zymoseptoria tritici IPO323 is the source of this 588-nucleotide messenger RNA. RefSeq lists its product as uncharacterized. The transcript has a single exon. The record is from RefSeq and is a predicted model, not a curated record. The annotation marks the transcript as partial. Gene Ontology annotation, cellular component: plasma membrane. Gene Ontology annotation, biological process: signal transduction. Gene Ontology annotation, molecular function: GDP binding; GTPase activity; GTP binding. Lineage: Eukaryota; Fungi; Ascomycota; Dothideomycetes; Mycosphaerellales; Mycosphaerellaceae.